This is a messenger RNA of Procambarus clarkii (red swamp crayfish), 7022 nucleotides long. RefSeq lists its product as uncharacterized. The record is from RefSeq and is a predicted model, not a curated record. NCBI's taxonomy places the organism in Eukaryota, Metazoa, Arthropoda, Malacostraca, Decapoda, Cambaridae.
AUAUUUAGUGCCCAAUGAUUACUCUGCACAUUUGGUGGUGCUACAUAGCCUUCCCAGUUUGAUGCCUUCCUUUCAUAAUUACUUACUUUACUGGAUAAACCCCCAUAUUCCAGCCAUAAGUACCUGGUGCAUAAUGGUUUAGGCAGCCAUGAACAAGAAUCACAGAACCCAAAUGCACCCUCGGCAAAAGUGCAAAGUCCCAACAUUCUCCAAAGGCAAGACUAGGUAUGAUAGCAUUACGUUAAAAUAGCUGAUUACUACACUCAUGACAGGCCUUGCAAUAGAGAUCAAGUCCUGCCUGCUACUUAGCAGUGUGAAGACUGCUCAUAGUGGAAGAACCCAAAUCCUUUGGAGCAGAUCAUCUUUUGUGGGUCAGGGAUAACAUAAGCCAACUACUAGACAAGAACCCUGUCCCAUUGUUGCAGCAAAAUAAUUAAGCCAGGACAUGCAAUACCACUAAUGGUCCAAGAAUAACCAAUACCACUCUACUUAAGCAUUAAUCUGAAGAUGAACUUCGUUAGAGGUACAGUGUCCUGAGGGUGAGACCAGGUGAGUGAGGGAGAAGGCAGACUGAUUGGGACCCCUGGGUGAUCUCGACAGCAUACCUGGAAUGGGUUCUGGUGGUAGUUCUACCUCCAGGCCAGGCUUGAUUUGCAAUAACAUGGUCCAACAGACUUUAUGCUUGGAGUGGCCUGGAGGCCCUCAUAUCCAUUACAACCCAGUUGGUCUAGCGCUUCUUGCAGGAACAUUAAAAAAAAUACUAAAACAUCCACUUGUUCCAGCAGUAUUUCUUAAGCUUGCUGAGUGGGUCUCAGAUGCCUGGUGCAUCUUAGACUUGGCUAGAUAAAACACCGUAAAGAAUCGUAAAACACACAAGUCACCGAGCCCGUUUAAAGUACUUAUCAAAAGAAGGCACCCAAGCUGGGAAGACUGUGUAGUAUUAAGACCGGUCAAAAACACUCAGAAUGUGCUGGUACUCUUGAGGGGAGGGGGUGGGAAAACUCGUGAGAGAUAAAGCAAAUAAUAUAUUCAUGGAAGAUAUUAGAACAUUUUGGUCCCAAAUAUGCACAAUAAAAUAUAGUAGGAAAUGCAGAUUCAACCCAGUUAUCAGUGUAGACCCAGUUAUGAGUGCAGACUCAUUAUGAGUAGACCCAUUUAUGAGUGAAAACCCAGUUAUAAGUAUAGACCCAGUUAUGAGUGCAGACCCAGUUAUGAGUGGAGACCCAUCAUGAGUGGAGACCCAUCAUGAGUGAAGACCCAUUAUGAGUAGACCUAGUUAUGAGUGAAGACCCAUUAUGUGAGUAGACCCAGCUGUGUGUGUGUGUAGAUCCAGUUAUGAAUGAAGAUGCAGCUACGAGUAGAGAUGUCAGAGACAAUCGGACAACAAUGAAUGAACAUAAGAGGCCCACUUAAAGCUCUUCAACCUCCUUCCAUCAAAUAAACAUUGGCAGUUCGAAAGAAUGUAAGUUAGGAGGCAACUGGGCAAGUUUCUGCAGGAAGUGUCGUAUACUGGAAAUGAGGGCUUGCUGGCCGUUGCAAGCAACAUCCGCUCUAAUCCAGUCAUCAGAGAAGCCUGGCUCUGACAGUUGAAAUCUUGAAAUCGACUACAGGUAUACUACAAGUAUACAGAAUUAGUAUGGGGGUACUGUACUACGGCUCAGAAUGAAUACUAGGUGCACACUGAACAAGCUGCAGUUAUAUUGACGGUAGUCAAUCAGAUCAAUAUAAUGCUGUAGUUAAAAUAUUUCAUUUGAAAAUGGUGCAAUUUUAAAUUUAAUACUGGUAAAAAGAGUGCACACUAAACUGCUGCUCAAAAGAUGGGUAUGAGACGUACAAUAAACUUCCACUCAUAGAAUGGGGAAUGGAGUGCACUAUAACCUACCACUCACAAGAUGGGUAUGCGGUACAUAUUGUUAAUUGCAGAUAACGGGAAGUAAAACAGCUGCCUUUAGUCUAGAAUAAUUGCAGAAAAUAUAUUCAUUCUUGGAACGCGGGGAAUUAAUGUGCCGGAUGACUUUAUAAAAGCUGUAAUAGUAGCUUACUCAUGCAGUGCUGCAAGAGUUGGUGGGAUCACAAGGGGGGGGGAGGGGGAGGAAGAGAGAGAGAGAGAUUCUCACUGUAAGAGAGAGAGAGAAAAUAAGAUAUUCUGCAGCAAGAGUACGUGUUGAGCAUUAAGAAGUCAGUUCGGGAAGGUCCCGUGGCCUGCGCUCCUUCGCGAGCCUCACAACUUGCUUUGACAGUGGUGAUGCAGGAUCCAAGCAGGUGACCCCCAGUACCUCUGCUCAAGUGCCACUCUUAAGAUCACAAUACAUGUUUUCCGUGAGAAUUCCCAUUGCUAACAAUAUGCCGACAGAAGCAGACCCGCAGCAGACACUGCUAUCAAGAACAGAUGUGUUGCGGCUUGUGAUAGGGGGGUUGAUUGGAGCUCUAAGUGUGAUGAUGGUGAUUGGUGCAGUGAUUAUAGUGGGCAUCUACACCACACAAGCCAACCGUAUUCUCAUACUGACGGUCGUCGCCGUCACUGCUGCAGCCCUUGUCCUCCUCUGCUACUUCAAACCAUUAAACGCUUCCUGUUUAAAACAGGAGACAGAGGUGGAAGCGAGCGACGACCCUCCAGCCUACGCGGACGCCAUCAAGAUGGAGAUACCUCCUCCAUCCUACUACAUGGUUGUCACCGACGACUUGUACAAUCCCUCCACCUCCUUCACCCCCAUCGGCGCCGGCUUCUACUUACCAGAAACUCCGCUCUCCAAGCGCAAGGCUGCAGGCUUCCCAUCUUCCAGUGAUACCCCACGAAUCAGUAGGUGGCUCGUCGGGGCAUCCGCUAGUCCCGCCCUCGUCAGACCUGGCGCCGGUAGCCCCAUGAUAAUUAGGUCCACCGGUAGCCCCAUCGUCAUUAGAUCCUCCGGUAACCCUGUUUUAAUCAGGUCGUUUGACAGCCCCGCUGUUGUGAGGUCGAUGGGUGGCCGCAUCACCGUCAGCCCACUAGUGAAUUCGUCAAUCAACAGGUCGCCAAGCAGUCCCGCACUGAAUGUAUGUGCUGGUGGUCCCUCUCUCUCCAAGUCUCCUAGCAGCCCCGCACUCAAUAAAUUAUUUACUGGCUCUUCCCUGACGGUACAUGCGAGUGGCCUCUCCACCAGGUCGCCAAGUAACCCAGCACUUAACAAGUUACUCGACAAUUCACCGGGGACCAGUGGCCAGUGUGUCUACAAGAUGCCUACCACCUUGUACCUCAGGAAAUCUCCGAGCACUCCGGCACUUAGUAAGCUGUUGGCCAAAUCACCUACAAGCCCAACUGUCAACGUGUCCUUUGGCUACCCACAUGUUCAAAAGGCAUCUGACAGCUUUUCUGUCAACAUGUCACCCAGCAGUCCUUCUGUCAGCAGGUCUCCUGGUAGAACAAUGGUCUUUGCUCCACACGGAAGACCCGUCUUCGGUAGGUCGAUUAGCAGCUCAGCUGUUAGCAUGCCAUCUGACAGCCCCUUGAUCAGCAGGUCACCGGGCAAUCCCUCCAACAGGCCUCCGGGAAGCCCCUCCUCCAACAGUUCUUCUGGUCCUGUCUUCACUAUGGCGUCACUUGGCAGCCCAUAUUUCAGCAGAUCGCCUGGCAGACCUGUCAUAAAGUCGCACAACAACCUCUCUCCCAGCAGCUCUCCGGUCAGGCCCUGUGUCACUAGGUCGCCUUCAAAAUCCUUUGUCAAAAGGACUCAUAGUAAUCUAUCUGUUAGUAGCUCCUCUUACAGUCCCUCAUUGAGCAGAUCGCCUGGCAGUCCGCACAUCAGCAGAUCGCCAGGCAGACCCACUGUCAGCAGAGUGCUUAGCAAUCCCUGUGCCAGUAAGUCUCCUGUCAGCUCUUGUGUCAGUAGAGCAUCACCUAGAUCCUUUAACAGGUCGCUAAGUAAUCCCCCUGUUAGUAAUUUGCCUGAUAGCCCCUGUAUCAACAGGUCGCCUGGUAGCCCCUGUAUCAGCACGUCGUCUGGUAGACCCCCUAUGAGCAGAUCGUCCAGCAGCUCCUCGGCCGUCAGUAAUGACAGCAGAGCGCUUCGCCAGAGAGCCCAUCGCGGCGAAGGCUCUGAAAGGGAGGGGCGAACAAGGGAGCAGAACACAGGUGUUGUGCUCAACCCGGCGGGUCUCAGCUUGCCUCAAGGCCGCAGUGACUCCACACCUACAAACAUGACCGGCAACUUCAUGGAACCACACGUGUUUUGGUACAACAUGCAAUUCUAACUACUAAUCAACAUUGGUACAGAAGCAAAAUGAAGAAGCCCAAGUGCGGCGGUUGCGCUAUACGACGAAUUUCAUGUUUUCUCAAAACAAUGAUAUAACUUUGUUAACAUGAUGUGCUUAAUUAAAACAGAUUGGGCUGAAAUUAUUGCUAGAGUUUGUGACAUUCAGAUAUCUAUACUGUGUAGAUACUGCUACUAAAUAAGUUUAUAUUACAGCUAAUAAAUUUACACCAAACGCUUGAUUCGAGAAUCGUGUGGAGUGUUCCGCUAUAGAGUGAACACUAAUCUGACACCAACAUGACGAACACCAUAGCAAUGUCGCACGCUGGCAACACACUGGUCGCUACCGCAGGAACAGAAGUAGAAGUAAACAAAUGCUGGCGAACGUUCGCCGGGCGUUGCUACGCGACGUCACAGCCAGACGGCAGGCGGGACAGCUCGCUCAGGCCGGGCACCCGUCUUCCGCACAGCCUUCUAGUGAUGGUCUUAUGCUUUCAGUCAUAAGACGCCGUCAUAAGAGUCCAUAUGCCACGACUAUUAUAAUACUAGUGUGUGAGCCCUUUGACCUUGCGCUCUGGUACUCGUGACGAACAGAGCGGCUCAAUUGUCAUACUACACACAUCUAUAGAAAUGAAUAACUUUAUGCCGUAGUUUAACCAGGCAUUAUGAAGAGGUGGCUAUAAAAGGAGAACCAACUGAGAGAUCGCAAAGUCACCAUUAUCUCACACACAAUACUUUUAUGUCUGUAGCCAUUACUGUCAUCAUUUGCCUGGAGGAAGGUCAUAGACUUCAGAGAUGGUUAAUUUUGUUUCAUUUACGAAGCAACAAUCGAAGCUUAUGUAACAGUAUCCCAUGACACGAUCACUAUCGUGUGUGUAAUGAAACCAUACACGAGGUAAUCAUGCACACUGUUGGGUAUAUAUAAUGUGAAGAUGUAACCACGAAAUUAGGACUCUGGGGAACCCCUGCCAGUAGUAGUGGAAACGUUACAAUGUAGUGUAGAUCAAGUCCCCUGUUCUUUAGCCGUGUACAUGAACUUUACAAUGGCAUUUCAUAAAUGUGACCAUGGAGUGAUAACCCAUAAAAUAAGGUUCCCAGUGAAUAGAAGGGAAAAAAAGGGGAGUUGGAUAAUAAAUUACCUGACGAACAGGUCACAGUGAGCUACAGCAAAUCAAACAAAAUCUAGUCCGAGCACGGUAAAAAACAAAAAAAUUAACUUAAUACCUCAAGACACUGUUUUCACACUGCUACUUAUUCUUACCAUCAUAUCAAACUUAAACAAAAACACAAACCACACUUCGUGUCAUGCUAAAACCAAUCAUAAAAAAUGCUUCUGUAAAAGAAAAGAAACACUACAAAUAUCAAGGACUUCUAAUGGCCAACGCAAAACAAUCUGUUCAACAGUGAUAAAUUCCCGCUACAUUGGAAAGGAAAAUGUUAGAACUCAAACCGAGUUCAGGAUACAAGACGCAGCUUGUCAACCAGAACGGAAAGAACACGCAAAAAAAUUAGGUAUAAUGAUGUCUGACGAUCUAACAUCUAGUAAAUAAAGAUGACAGCGUGGAUAUUACCACCUUCAAAACAAGGGCUGUCACCCCAGUGAGCUUACUUUCAAACAACUGGUGUAAACUCGUAUUGAAUAUCUGUAAUCGCCUUCCAGUUUAAAACAGGAUAAUUCUUAUACACAACGUAUACAAAUAUCCUAUACUGUGUGCACAGAUUCAGUAAAAUACCUAAAUUCUCUUAAACACUCAGAAUGUCCUCUCUGCAAUGGAGACAAAGAAAUAUAUCGACAGUAUACACAUGACUGAUACUAAGGUCGUCAGGUUUCUAAUCUGUACAAUAAAAUAAUAAAAAAAUUGGAGCGAGUGAUACGGUAAGAAGAGUACACUGGACUCAGCGAGGUGAACACACAUACUUAUCAGAGACCCACCACUACUCACCAGUCUGCAAGCAAUAAAUAUUGCCGGAACAAAGAGUAAAGUCUUCCGGUUAGUAGAGUGUGCAGGAUCAGCUGGGUUGUGGUGACCACGUAGCCAGGACAGCCUUUACAUAUAUAAUAACUUGAAACCGGCCGUAGGUACACCACAGCCAAAAAUUAAAUCAAAUGUAUAAUUGUAAAUAUCAGAUUCAGCAGUGUAAUGAGGUUUAUAUAUUCUUUUUUUGUUUAUAUACACAUUAUUAAUCAAUGUAAAUCAUUGUUAUUACUUUUUAAAUAUUUUACAGAUAUUCUAUUUUGUGUACAUUCGCCUGUGUGUAUGAAAGUAUGUCUAAUAAUUUAAAUUUAGUAUUUUUGUUCCGCCAAUGAUGUAGGCCUAAUUCACUUGUCACAUACAGUCUGAAGAUAUUAUAUCAGCAUUCGUGAGCCCCAGUCAACUUUCUAACCGGCUGUCUCGGCUCUUGAGGAUACUCGCUGGUGAGGAUACUCAGGAUGGAGUAUCCUCCAAGGCAUUUUAACUACGGUGAGGAGGAGUGAUUGUGAUGCAGCGUCCGUCAAGGUGAGCAAGGCGAGCGCCAGUCGCCAUGACACCCUCCCGGCUCACUCCUCUGGCGUUAACCUAUAGAGGGGGGUAGAAAUAGCCUAAGCUACUCUAUCCCUUUGAGAUAUAUUUCUUUCUUUCUUGUCUCAAUAAACAUACUUGAACUUAACCUACAUGAACGCUUCUUCUUAAUGGUGCUAUUAAUAAUAUUAUCUAAUUAUUAUCAAUAUUAUUUAUAAUUUGUAUUAUUCUAUACAGUAUACAGAUACAAAAAUCUUAUACAGUAGGCUGGCACCAGGAAAAUAAAUAUGAACCA